AUGUUACAAAUCCAGAAAACGGUUGAAUAUUUGGUUAGACAAAAUGAAGAACUAUUUUUAUUAGAGGCUAUUAGACAAAGAAAUGUUGAAAAUAAUGAGAAAAAUAGUGAAGAUGAAAAAGUUAUUAAUUAUUGGGAUGAAGAAACUAAUUGGGAUGUUGAAAGAUUAGAGGGUUCUAAAGUGAAAAGGAAUAGGGCAGCAACUACUAGAAUUUACCAAAUAAAUAUUUUAUUAUUUUCAAUUUUUGUGAUAAUUAUUAUUAAUUUUGUUUUGUAA
Messenger RNA from Meloidogyne enterolobii, 276 nucleotides. The record is from the annotation of a GenBank genome assembly. Lineage: Eukaryota; Metazoa; Nematoda; Chromadorea; Rhabditida; Meloidogynidae.